CUACGAUGAUUUCCGCCUCUCGCUAUUGGUUGCAGUCAAACACGGCCUACUCUCUUUUAUAACGUUGAUGUAAAUUAAUAUUUACUUAUAAAAUAUUCCAAACCGCGUACUAAAGUUCUAUUUGUAUAUCAUUAGAAGGUUAGAAUAUAUUAAUUAGGUGUUUACGAACAAUUCUGAAUUCUGUAAGAUCGAGUGUCCUUUACCCCACAAUUUUGUCUAACGUAAAAAUUGUUAAGCUAGCAGUGAAAAAAAUAUUUUUCGACAUUUCUGCUUAAUAUUUUGUCGAAAAUGAACUGGGUUGGCGGGUCGAGGAACCGGCUUAUGAUGAAAAAUGAUACGAAAAAGCAGCGAGAAUUCUUUGAGAAGAGGAGAAUGCAAAAUAAACUGAAAAACCUGGAUGUUGCCACACCUUCCUCCCCUAAAGUCAGUUCCUUCGCCAGUAUGGACCUUGUGACACUGUUUGUGGUCAACCAGAUAGCUGCAAAGAAAGAGCUUAAAGGCAAAUAUAUAAUACUCAUAAACAAGACUUAGGGUCGAAACAAGCUAUUCUGAGCGUGCUGCUGUACUGUAUGUACACAUGUAUUAAUAGAAUAUUGGUCCUGUUCUAUUAUACUGUGAUGUCUUUCAGAUCCUCCCCAAGUAUCAGUUUUGGGUUCCAAAGGAGGCGGGAAGAGGUGGAAUGGUAACAAACCCUUGGUACUCCCCAUGAGCCCCGGUUCUCCAUCCCAGCUGAGUCUGGUUGAGAGCCAACCUCAGUGCAGAGUUCAAGGUGUUAAGACGAAAAAGAUUCUCCCACAAGCUUUCAAGAUCCCGCCACUGUCACCAGUUGUGGAGUGCUCCUUUUCGGACAACAGCGCGGCCGACUACCUGCCUCCCAUCGCGGAACCCCUCAGCCCCUUCUCGUCCUCGUCCUCCUCCUCAGGGAGAAUCUUUCCGCAGGGACCACAGAGCCAGCCACUUCCCGACUGGUCCCUUACACCAUGGGACACAUCGAGUCUGGAUCAAAACCUGUUUCAGCCGUUCUUUGAGCCCAGAGGGAUCCCAGAAGACAUCGUGUGGUCUUCAAACCCGGCCACACCCUCUGCAGCUUUCUUUGGAACCCCAGAUACACCCACUCACUACCCAAGAUAUGAAGACACCUUCCUGAGCCGUUUGUCUCAAAUUGAGCCCACCCUGGACUUCACUCUAAACCAGACUGGAAACGAGCAUCACUUUGAAGAAGACGUCUUUCCGGGACUUAUUAAUGACGAAUAUGAAAGUGAUGCUUAUCAUUUCGGGAGUGAAAAAACAAAGCCGUAUCUCACGGAUGAAACGUCAAUCCACGCUUCGACCCCACAAACCGUCCCCGAGCCACAGUCAGUUGGAGUACAGCUCCCCAGUUGCAGUCUGAACUUCACAUGUCCGGAAUACCCAAUGAACAUUCGGGGGUGUUCGCAGAGUUCCUUUUGCAAGAGGCCUUACCUGAGUUCAGCCUCCAGUGAUGUUGACGAAUGCUGUUACUCGUCGGGAUUUCCUGAGAGACGAGCGCCACCCGAUAGCCCCGAGAUGUGUGCGUGCAAGAAAACACCCAGCGAAAAAAGGGAUGUAGAAACUCAAACCUUCCACGAGUCCACCUCGGACAAAUCCCAUGUCGCCACUCAGUGUAGCUUGCUCUCAGACACCUUUCCACCCGUUGUGUCGCGACAGCAGGACCCCACCACGGGGUACCUUGGCUGCACAGAAUCUCCUGCAGAGAGAGAAGCAAAGACCGGAGGCGGGCGACCUCUGUGGAGGAAGAAGAAAUCCAACCUUUUAAGCAUUUUGAAUACGAUUCGUCAGCGUCACAGCAGAAUGAGUUCACAGAUGCCCCAUCAGGACAUAUUGAGCAAAAUCAGUAAAUGUAUGCAGCAGAGCCCCCUGGAGAAAGCCCCCCCAGAUGAAGCAAGGGAGGAAAACGCCAUCGCCAUCGGGGCGGAGGAAGAAUCUCUCUGGAAAAUAGCCGACAUUUUGCUCCCGCCCAAGCAGAGGAAGGAAGUCGAAUGAGAAGGGAAGGAAAAAGAUUCUUCAGCUGCAGUUCUGUCUGGUGGAGGGCGAAUUGGGUGAGUCCUGAACGGCGGCGUCAAGUACGGGAGGAAAAGUUUGCGUUGUCGUCGCAGCGGUUGCCAAACGUCGGAGAGAGAAACGAACACGCGGUGUUGAGUGGGGCAACAGUUUAAUUUAUUUUCGGUGACGCAAAACAAUUCAACUUCCUAAAUACACCUUCCCAUAUAUUGCACACGUGUACGUUUCCUAAUUGCCGUGUUAUCUCCUGUCACCGUGUUUGCGUGCGCAUGUCUGCGGAGUUGUGGCAGGUUGACUGAUUAAAAAACAAUCAGAUGAAAUGCUAAUAAAAGUGCCGUGAGAGGUUCCACAAACAAGUGGCAACUCAAAUCAAAAAGUGGCGGUGAUUUGUUUUUUUUUUUUUUCCAUUCCAGUCGUUCGUCGCCACGUAAUUAUCCAAAGUUGCGCCUUCCGCAAAGUCAACGUUAAGUGCCUGCAUGGAAGCCUUUCUAAAACGAUUCUCAACUUUUGAACAGAAACCCAAACAUCUUCGGUAUACAACAAAAACAAAAGGACUUGACCUUGCUGUUCCAAUACGUUUGGAGACGGCUGUACGUGAGACACAAAAGACGGCUACAGUGAAGAAGCAUUUGAAAAA
Molecule: messenger RNA, 2677 nt
Organism: Hippocampus zosterae (dwarf seahorse)
Lineage: Eukaryota; Metazoa; Chordata; Actinopteri; Syngnathiformes; Syngnathidae
Exons: 14
Coding region: 706-2022 (438 amino acids)
Source: RefSeq, a predicted model, not a curated record